CUGCCGCUCCGUAGCUUAAAACUAAUGUACCGUCAUAUUUGAAAGGUACCAUGGCGGCCACCAAAGCCAAUAAAGAGCAGAAAUAUGACAGGCAGCUCAGACUGUGGGGUGACCACGGCCAGGAAAGCCUUGAAAAUGCCCAUGUUUGUCUCAUCAACGCCACAGCAACUGGAACAGAGAUAUUGAAAAACCUUGUACUUCCAGGUAUUGGAGCUUUCACUAUAGUUGAUGGACACAUAGUUUCUGGAGAGGAUGUAGGAAACAACUUUUUCCUGAGCAAAAACAGUAUUGGAAAGAACAGAGCACAAGCUGCCACUGAGCUGCUACAAGAACUCAACAGUGAUGUGUCUGGAAACUUUGUUGAAGAGAGUCCAGAUAAGCUCCUGGACAAUGAUCCAGAGUUUUUCCACAGGUUUACCAUAGUCAUUGGUGUCCAGUUGCCAGAAAGCACAUGUUUGCGGCUUGGCUCAGUUCUGUGGAGUGCUUCUGUGCCUUUCCUAGUAUGUAAAACCUAUGGUCUCAUAGGCUACAUAAGACUAGUGGUGCAGGAGCAUACAGUGAUUGAGUCUCACCCCGACAAUGCCUUGGAAGACCUGAGGUUGGACCAGCCCUUUUCUGAAUUCACGAAUCACAUUCAGUCCUAUGAUCUUGAAAACAUGGAAAAGAAGGACCACAGUCACACACCAUGGAUAAUUGUUGUUGCGAAAUACCUAGACAAAUGGCUCAGUGAGCACAACUGUCAGGCACCAAAGACAUACAGAGAGAAAGAAGCCUUCAAACUGUUUAUUCGGGAAGGAAUCUUGAAGAAUGAGAAUGGUGUCCCAGAAGAUGAAGAAAACUUUGAGGAAGCUAUAAAGAAUGUGAACACUGCUUUAAAUCCAACCAAGAUUCCAAGUGCUGUGGAAGACCUCUUCAACAGCCAACAGUGUAGCAAUAUCACAUCACAGACUCCAUCCUUCUGGGUGAUGCUACGAGCUGUCAAGGAAUUUGUUCACAAUGAAGGCAAUGGUAACCUACCUGUACGGGGGACGAUACCAGAUAUGAUCGCAGACUCGCAGAAAUUUAUCAACCUUCAAAAUGUUUACAGGGAAAAGGCCAUGCAGGAUGCAGCAGCUGUUUCCAAGCAUGUAGAGUAUCUGUUGCAGUCUGUUGGAAAGUCACCAGAAAACAUCCCUGAAAAAGACAUCAAACUGUUCUGUAAAAAUGCAUCAUUUCUGAGGGUGGUGCGCUGCAGGUCUCUGGCUGAAGAGUACAAUGUGGAUUCAGUGAAUAAAGAUGAAAUCGCCUCUUGCAUGGACAAUCCAGAUAGUGAGAUGGUCUUCUACCUCAUGCUCCGUGCUGUUGAUCGCUUCUAUCAGCAACAUUCACGCUACCCAGGAGUAUACAACUACCAGGUGGAGGAGGACAUCAGCAGACUGAAGCUCUGUGUUAACAGUCUCCUGCAGGAGUACAGCCUCAACGUCAACAUCAAAGAUGAUUAUAUUCAUGAGUUCUGCCGUUAUGGUGCUGCAGAGCCACACACUGUUGCUGCAUUUUUGGGAGGAUCAGCUGCUCAAGAAGCCAUCAAGAUCAUCAGCCACCAGUUUGUGCCCUUCAACAACACGUUUAUUUACAACGCAAUGUCACAAACCUCUGCCACCCUACACCUGUGAAUACUGAGAACGCUUACAAUAACAACAGAGCAGACAGAGAAUGACUGAUAGAGGCACUUCCAACAGUUAAACACAUCAAAUGUGGAGACAAAAUGAGAAAUUGCUUUUUUUUUGUCUUAUUUGAAUGGGAUUUCUAUUCAUAUGUGUGCACAUAAAAUACUAAAUCAAAGGUCAGGAUUCCUUGUGAAAUAUUCUGGCUAAUGUACAGCCUUAUUUUCUUUUUUUCUGGUUUAGCAGACAUUAAACAGAAAAAAAAAGCUGGAAAUGAAACUAGCCAAUUUUGAACUGUCAUGUAGUACUUUCAUUUGUGAAACGCCACAUUUAUGGAUAUCACAAUGUAGCAGCACUUUGUAUACUGUAGUCACAGCUGUUUCUAGUAUUGUGUCUGCAAAAGAAUGGAAGACAAUUAAAAAGAAAAAAAAAUGACAAUGUAGUGUUUAAUUGAUUUUCAUUGCUACUAAGACAUUUAAUAUUUAACUUUGUGGUUCAUUUCUUUAAAAUCAGAAGUUGAAACAUUUUCAUGAAUAUGCAUGAUUCCUGUUUUCGUCUUUCUCGUGUCAGCUUUUGGACCUGCACAGUUAAUGCCUCUGUGAGUCUGGUAAGCUUUUUGACUUGGGUGAACAUGAUUUGUUGACUUGAUAGUUGAAACAAGGAUUACACAGUUAUCUCACCUAAAUAAAUGUUACAUGACAAGCA
Sphaeramia orbicularis (orbiculate cardinalfish) is the source of this 2348-nucleotide messenger RNA. RefSeq names its product nedd8 activating enzyme E1 subunit 1 (gene nae1). Gene Ontology annotation, cellular component: cytoplasm. The record is from RefSeq and is a predicted model, not a curated record. Gene Ontology annotation, biological process: protein neddylation. The transcript is spliced from 20 exons. The coding region runs from base 51 to 1652 and encodes 533 amino acids. Gene Ontology annotation, molecular function: NEDD8 activating enzyme activity. Lineage: Eukaryota; Metazoa; Chordata; Actinopteri; Kurtiformes; Apogonidae.